UAGCUGCUCCCUGCCCACUGCUCUUCCAGGGCUGGCUCUUGUUUCCCUUCUAAAGCCACAGCAUGAUGCUUUCCACCCUCCUUGCCAUAUUAUGGAGCGUUGUCUUUCAGGUGUCUCCUCUCUCAAAUGAAGACAACUGUACAAGGGGAAAUGGGAAAAAGAAAGGGAAACAAGAACAAGAAGGAGGAGGGAGCAGGAGAAAGGUGCAGGAAGAUACGGGGAAAGAAAGCAUGUCUGCCAGAAAGAGGAGAGAGCCAGUGGGGCUCCUCAGCUAGUGGCUAAAAGCCCAGUAUAAAUUGGGAACUGCACUCACACCGGUGUGUGAAGCUGUGAGUCAGGCACAUUCCUCCGUGCAGUGGUCAAGGCAACUCUUGGGGGGUUGGUUCAGCGGGGCAGAGCCCACCUCUCCAAAGUCUGUCUGAGCUGAGCUGACACAGACUUGGGAGCAGAAAUCCACUUCUUCAUCCACUGUUUCUGUGAGCCCAACAAACUCUGGAGAAGCAACAAAUGAAGAGCUUGUGAAGAAAAGAGAUACUUCCUCCUGGCUGGCAGAGGCUAUCUGGCACCUAUUGGUCUUGAAGGAAAGGGUCCCUUUCUUGGCUCUUUCAUGGUUAAGGAAAACAACUGGACAGAGCUUGUGAUGGACAAGAUCAGCAACAUGGACUGGGCGGCUGGAGGUGAGGAAUAGACUUCUCUGGAGCACCCUGUGUCUGAUGAACUCUCCCCAUUCUUCCUUUGGCUGCUUUGCUGUUAAGGCUGGACGUGUCCUGUACAGCGAGGGGGGAAGGCAGGAGGAAGGAACAGGUCUCUGAGAGCUUGAUUUGCUCUUGCUCAGCUGACCCAAAGAUGUCUUACAACCCUUCCCUCAUCAGCCCAAGUCCUGGAGAGGAUCCCAAGGGUGGCAGUUUCUUGGAGGAAAGCAGUGGUGGGGGUGAUGACAGCAAUGUCCUGGGUGGGGACAGCCUGGUCACAGGGCCUCUGGGCGCAGUGCUGCUGGCCAUGUACCUCACUGGGAUGGUGGGGAACAUCUACACGGUGGUGGUGGCCUCUGGCAGGGUGGCAGGCUGCUCAGCAGGCUCCUUGGGGGUCUACAUGGUCAACCUUGCCCUGGCUGACCUCCUGUACCUCUCCACUAUCCCCUUUGUGGUUUGCACCUACUUCGCCCACGACUGGUUCUUUGGGGAUGUGGGUUGCAGGCUUUUGCUCAGCCUGGACCUCCUCACCAUGCACGCCAGCAUCUUCCUCCUGACCGCCAUGAGCCUGGAGAGGUACUGGGCAGUGGCCAAGCCUCUGCGGGCCAGGCGGGCCAGCAAUGCCUACCGCAAACUGGCCAGCGCCAUCCUCUGGCUCCUCUCACUCCUGCUCACGGCCCCCAUGAUGGUGAUGACCCAGCUGCGGGAGGAGGACGGCCCCCACAAGCGCAUCUGCGUCCCCACCUGGACGCCAUCAGCUUUCCGGCUCUACCUGACGGUUCUGUUCACCACCAGCGUCCUGGCACCCGGCGCAGUGCUGGGCAUCGUCUACGCCCGCCUGGCCCGGGCGUACCGCUCCUCGGCCUGGGGCCUGGGGCUGCCGGUGGCCGGCCGGGUCCCUGCCCGGCGGCUCCUCUCCAGGAUCUCUGCCAUUGUGGUGGCCUACUGGGCCUGCUUCCUCCCCUUCUGGGCCUGGCAGCUGGCCGGGCUGUACCAGCGAGAGGGGCUGGGCAUUGGCCCCACCACCCAGGCCUACCUCAACUUCAGUGUCACAUGCCUGGCCUAUGGCAACAGCUGUGUCAACCCCUUCCUGUACACCCUGCUCUCCAGCAGCUACCGCCGGCGCCGUGGCCACACUGGGAUGGGCACGGCACAGCCUGCAGCACCCUCUCAGCAGGCUGCGGGAAGCCACAGCAUCUCCCUGGCUUUCAGGGAGUUGAUGGCGUCUGUGAGGGAAAGCGAGGGGUGA
Molecule: messenger RNA, 1941 nt
Organism: Corvus hawaiiensis (hawaiian crow)
Lineage: Eukaryota; Metazoa; Chordata; Aves; Passeriformes; Corvidae
Product: urotensin-2 receptor-like
Exons: 1
Coding region: 847-1941 (364 amino acids)
Biological process (GO): neuropeptide signaling pathway
Cellular component (GO): membrane
Molecular function (GO): urotensin II receptor activity
Source: RefSeq, a predicted model, not a curated record